Molecule: messenger RNA, 4360 nt
Organism: Nematolebias whitei (Rio pearlfish)
Lineage: Eukaryota; Metazoa; Chordata; Actinopteri; Cyprinodontiformes; Rivulidae
Gene: astn1
Product: astrotactin 1
Exons: 24
Coding region: 92-3976 (1294 amino acids)
Biological process (GO): neuron cell-cell adhesion; neuron migration
Molecular function (GO): protein binding
Source: RefSeq, a predicted model, not a curated record
GCCCGCCGGUGUUUCCUCACGCUCCCCGCUCAGCUGCGAGACUCAAGCAGCUUCCGAGGAGGAGGAGGAGAGAAGAAGAAGCGACGGAGAGAUGAGCAUCAACAUGGAGCUGCGGCUGCUGGGGCUCGCGUGGCUCCUCCUGGCCCUCGGAACCGCCGGGGUUCGGUGUCUGACCGGCGACGAGGACCAGGGCCAGGACACCGAGUGCAAGACGAAGAGCGUGACCGUGUCCGCGCUGCCGUUCCUGCGCGAGAACGACCUGAGCAUCAUGCACAGCCCGUCGGCCUCCGAGCCCAAGCUGCUGUUCUCAGUCCGGAACGACUUUCCCGGGGACGUCGUGGUGGUGGACGACCUGGAAAACACCGAGCUGCCCUUCUUCGUCUUGGAGAUCUCUGGGAACUCAGAGGACAUCCCUCUUGUGCGCUGGCGCCAGCAGUGGCUAGAAAACGGCACACUACUUUUUCAUAUCCACCACCAGGAUGGGAGCCUGAAUGUCCCGGAACCAACCGAAGACCCGGCCAAUAACUCCACGAAGGAAGAGCUCCGCAUUCUGCACAUCUCUGUGAUGGGCGGUAUGAUUGCCCUUCUGCUGUCCGUCCUGUGCCUUGUCCUGAUCUUGUACACUCGCAGACGCUGGUGUAAACGCCGCCGCAUCCCUCAGCCCCAGAAGAGCGCCAGUGCUGAAGCAGCUAAUGAGAUCCACUACAUCCCGUCAGUACUGAUGGGAGGGCAGGCUCGGGAAAGCUUAAGGAACUCCAGGGGUCAGGGUCCGAACUCCAGUGGCACCCUCAGCAUCCGGGAGACACCGAUUUUGGAUGGGUAUGAGUAUGACAUCACGGAUCUUCGUCACCAUUUGCAGAGAGAGUGCAUGAAUGGUGGGGAAGAAUUUUCCAGCCAAGUCACCCGAACUCUGGACUCUCUUCAAGGCUGCAAUGACAAGAAUAACAUGGACCUGACACCUGUGAGCGACAACACCAAGCUGGCCCUGAUGAACAAGUACAAGGACAACAUCAUCGCCACGAGCCCCAUCGACAGCAACCACCAACAGAACACCCUGCUGCCACACAACACCUCCACCAGCCAGCGCAAACGCCUCUCCAGCAACACUCGGGCGGGUUCAACUUUCUUGAACCCAGACGGGGACUCUGGGACGGAGGCAGACAGCGAGCCUCAGCUGGCCUUUUACACCGACCCGAACCGCAGUCGGCGCCGGAGUCGAGGUAUGAGAAACGGUAACGCCAACAGCGCGUGGGGCUCUGGGGCAGGUUCCCCACGGAGUCCCAUCAAUAAGACCACCCUGACUCUGAUCAGUGUCAUCAGCUGUGUGAUUGGCCUGGUUUACUCAUCCCACCUCUCCUGCAGUCUCUCAGUUCGAGUAAUCUUACACGUGCCAGAGCACCUCAUAGCUGACGGAUCAAGGUUCAUUUUGCUGCAAGGGAGCCAGUUGGAUGCUUCAGACUGGCUCAAUCCAGCCCAGAUCUUGUUGUACUAUCAGCAGAAUGCCAGUGGGCCUUGGCUCAACGAGCUGUGCGGACGACGGCUACUGGAUCUUUGUGAACACCAGUGUGACCCAGAGACAGGAGAAUGCCUUUGCCUUGAUGGGUACAUGAAGGACCCAGUCCACAAACACCUCUGCAUCCGCAGUGAAUGGGGUCCCAAUCAGGGUCCCUGGCCUUACACCAUCUUCCAGCGUGGUUUUGAUCUUGUGAUGGGAGAACAACCCUCUGAUCGUAUUUUCAGAUUCACUUAUACUUUAGGAGAAGGAAUGUGGCUCCCACUGAGCAAAAGUUUUGUGAUCCCUCCUGCUGAGCUUGCCAUCAACCCAUCAGCCAAAUGCAAAACAGACAUGACGGUAAUGGAGGAUGCAGUAGAUGUCAGAGAAGAGCUGAUGAUCAGUUCAUCCUUUGAUUCUUUGGAGGUUCUCUUAGACUCUUUCGGACCAGUCAGAGACUGCACCAAAGACAAUGGAGGCUGCAGCCGCAACUUCCGCUGCAUAGCUGACCGAAAGCUUGAUUCCACUGGAUACUUCUUCAGUCUGAGGAGAUUAAAAACAGAUAAGAAACUGAACCAGGACUUCAGCCAUCCGUCAGGUGAAAUGAAAGACCCCAAACCCAGACGCAGACCAGUGGUCAUCCCGUGCAUUGAAGAUUAUAAGCGUGGUCCUGAUGGGAGGUCAUGUCUGCCCCUGUCUGAAGUUUGCACUGAGGGGAUAGACUGUGGUGAAGUGAUAGACAUCCCUGCCAACCAGACUGUCUUUGGAGAUCUUUUCUACGGAUAUAACAACCACACCAAAGAAAGCACCUCUGGACAGAUCCUGAAGGCGACGUUCAGGCAGAAGAACUUUGCCCGAGGCAUUGAACAGCAGCUCCCAGAUGGGAUGGUGGUGGCAUCAGUGCCAACAGAGGUUCAGUGCCACGAAGAGCUGUCAGACCCUGUGCCCGACCCAGAAUAUCUCAUGGGUAUGGUGAACUACAGUGAAGUUUCUGGCUAUCCUCUCGUUCAGCACUGGAGUCUUCGCUCUGUGCUGUACCACGUCAAACUCAACCAGUGGGUCCUGUCUCAAGCUUUUAGCUCAGCCAUCCAUUCUCUGGAUGGGGCAACACAGCGAAGCGACUUUGUCUCCAUCCUCAGAGAGUUUGGGAAUCACUACGUGCAGGAGGCAGUGUAUGGCUUCCAGGAGUCCUGCACCAUCUGGUACCCCAACAAGCAGGUCCAGAGACAGCUGUGGCUGGAGUACCAGGACAUUAGCAAAGGUAACUCGCCUUCAGAGGAGUCGGAGGAGCGUGACAAGGAGCCCAGAACGCUGACCUAUCCAGCAUACAUCGCCAGUCUCCUGGACACAGGCGCUAAGCGCAUGGCGGCCGGAGUCAGGAUGGACUGCAGCAGCCAGGGUCAGUGCCCUCGCUCCUGCCACCUCUGCCACAUGAGCCCGAGGGUGGCGCAAGGCCGGCAGCAAUCUGAGCCUGUUCUCUUGAAGAUCACCAAAGCUGCUCCCGUUUAUGAACUGGUGUCCAACAACGAGACCUAUCAGGCUCUUCAAGAGGCCAUGAUGAGCAUGCUGUGGUGCUCAGGCAAAGGUGACGUUAUUGAUGACUGGUGUCGAUGCGACUCCAGUGCAUUUGGCACGGAUGGACUGCCCACCUGCGCUCCACUUCCCCAACCCAUGCUGAAGCUGUCCUACACCUAUGAGCCCAGCAGCUCACUGGUCAUCAUGGAGUGGAACCACACAGAACCUCCAAUAGGUGUGCGGAUCGUUGAUUACCUCAUCAGCCAGGAGAAGGUGACAGAAAGGACCGACCAUUCGAAACUCGAGACAGAAACCCUGUUGAGUUUUGUUGACGACAUCCUAUCUGGGGCCAGAUCUCCAUGUGUGAUGUUAGGGGACGUCCCCAACCUGCUGUCCUCCUCCAUCAGUCUGAUCAUCCGCUGCCUGGAUCCUGACACCACCUUCAUGUUCCGUCUUUGGGCAGUGGACAAUACAGGACGCCGCUCCAGUUCCAGUGAGGUCACCAUCAAAACCCCAUGUCCAACUGUGGAUGACGUCAAAGCACAGGAAAUUGCAGAUAAGAUUUAUAAUCUGUUCAAUGGCUACACAAGUGGGAAAGAGCAGCAGACGGCCUACAACACUUUGAUGGAUCUGGGUGCUCCCACGCUACACCGUGUGCUUUAUCACUAUAACCAGCGUUACGAGAGCUUCGGAGAAUUCACCUGGAGGUGUGAGGAUGAGCUGGGGCCCAGGAAAGCUGGCUUGAUUCUCUCCCAGCUCGAUGAACUCUCCCCGUGGUGUAAAGGUCUCCUUCAGGAGCCAAAGAUCGGUCUUCGCAGGAUGUCCCUCAAGUUCCUUUCCUGCCGUUACACCGACACCAAAGUGUUUGGGCUCAACUGGCCUGAGAUGGGCCAGGAUGUACAAAAGGCCUGUGAUGAACAGACACUUGCUGUCAUGUAUAAUGAUUAUGGUGAGCCCAAGGAGCUCUAAAGAUUUGGAUCUAAGUUUGAAUCCAAGCAGAACCCCACAUCCUUUAGAGGGAAAAAAAAAUCUUGGUUUUGCCUACCUUGGUCAAAUAUUUUCCAUCAAAUUAUAUUCCUAAAACUAAAUGCUAAUCGGCAUGAAAUGUUUUGAUACACAUCAACAUCUGGAGUGAAACACGGGUCAUCUUUUAUAAAGUAUCUGCAAAAAAAAAAAAAAAGAAAACCAAAACAGUUUUGCUGAACAACCAUGGAGGGCUUUCCACACUAGAAUAUUUUUGUGAUUACACAAAAUAUGUUUUUGUUACAGCCUUGCGUCCACAUAGAAACAACAUUUUAGGAGUGAUGUUUUUUUUAAAACAGGCUCGAGUGAAAAAAAUUUUUUUUUGAAACA